Cannabis sativa is the source of this 1317-nucleotide messenger RNA. Its product is annotated as single-stranded DNA-binding protein WHY1, chloroplastic. Gene Ontology annotation, molecular function: single-stranded DNA binding. Lineage: Eukaryota; Viridiplantae; Streptophyta; Magnoliopsida; Rosales; Cannabaceae. The transcript is spliced from 7 exons. The coding region runs from base 114 to 956 and encodes 280 amino acids. Gene Ontology annotation, biological process: regulation of DNA-templated transcription; defense response. The record is from RefSeq and is a predicted model, not a curated record.
UUAAGUGUCAAAUCAUUGAUUAAUAAUUAUUUAAAGAAUAAAAAUGGGAGCAUAAAGCAAAACCGGGGAAAGAAAGAGAGAUACAGAGAGAAGGGCGAGGAGUCAAAUUUUGGAUGAUGAUGAUGCGGCCAUAUUCGUUAUCUUCUUCGUCCUCACUCACAGUCACCCCGCAAAACCCUAAACUUUCCGCUGCCCAUUCAUUCUUCUUCCCUCCCCUUUCCGGAACCACUGCCUUAACCUUUUCUUCUAACCCUACUCACCUCACCAAGAGACUAUCUCUGAAAUGCCGUCAGAGUGAAUACUUCGACCAGCAAAAGUUGGCUACCACCACUGCUCACUAUGAUAACUCCUCCUCCUUUGCUCCACAGACUCCUUCCUCUAGAGCUGAUCAAGUGCCGGCUAGAUUCUACGUGGGCCACUCGAUAUACAAAGGAAAGGCUGCUCUUACUGUUGAGCCCAAAGCUCCGGAAUUCACAGCUCUAGAUUCAGGGGCAUUCAAAGUAUCCAAGGAAGGUUUUGUACUUCUUCAAUUUGCUCCUGCAGCAGGUGUUCGUGUAUAUGAUUGGAGCAGAAAGCAGGUAUUUUCCCUAUCAGUAACAGAAAUUGGAAAUCUAGUUAGCCUUGGUGCUACUGGCUCCUGUGAAUUCUUUCAUGACCCUUUUAAAGGGAGAAGUGAUGAAGGUCAGGUUAGGAAGAUGUUAAAGGUGGAGCCUCUUCCAGAUGGAUCUGGUCACUUCUUCAAUCUCAGUGUCCAAAACAAACUUAUUAAUUUGGAUGAGAAUAUCUAUAUCCCGGUCACCAGAGCAGAGUUUGCGGUUCUGAAUUCAGCUUUCAAUUUUAUCUUGCCACACCUUUUAGGGUGGAGUGCAUUUGCAAACUCCAUAAAACCAGAAGAAAUGAGCCGCGGGAAUAAUGCUAGUCCUAAAUAUGGAGGAGAUUAUGAGUGGAAGCGAUAGUCAUUGCUUUGCUAAGCCUUUUCUCCUUCAUACAUACAUGGUGCGUACUGUGUUGUGUAGGAUGGAAUUUUGAGAUGGGAUUUUCCCUUGUAUUUAUCUAUCCCCAUUUAGUAAUAUCCUCCCAAAAUUUUGCAACAUUUUGAUUUUCUUUUUUUAAAUUGUAGAAAUGAUUAGAAAUUGACUAGGAAGUAGCCAGUGAAAAACGGGUUUUAUCAUUACAAAAGCUUAUAUUUGCUAAUUUACCACAUUCGAUUGGGCCCUCUCUCUAGUUACAGUUAGAGAGAAAGAACCCUAAAUUACUAUUACACAAUUUGUCAUUUCAAAACCUUCUUCGUUUAUUUAUUUCCUUGUUUUGAAUCAA